UUUAUCGAUAAUUUCGCGGUCACACUGUCCCUAGCUCAGAUUUUGUGGAUUUCGUGGAAAAAGUGUAAAUACUUGAGAAAACAAGCGAAAAAAGUUUCUGCGGGUCGUGCGUCAACGUUAGCAAACAAUGCAAAAUCAAAUAUGUUUUCCACUGCAUACAGAAAAAUAAACAAACACAAGAAGCAUAAAGUAUGCAGAAAAUUAAGCACAAAAGGAGCCAUUAAGUGUUGCGUGUGAAAGAAUUAACAGUUUUGUGCAGCUCGUCGUCGUCGUCGUCGUCGUCAUAAAACCUUUCUGUUUCAAUAGCACAUACAAUGGAUAUUUGUUGAAACUUUGUUGCAUUUACAAACUGGUGUUUAAGAACAACAAGAACAACAGCGACAACCCUCGGAGGCACACGCAAAGCAAAAGAAAGAAAAGAAAACACACAAAAUAAAAAUAUACAUUUAUAUAGCAUCAAAUUUACAUUAAGCCGCCGCCGCCAAGUCAAGUCGUGGAGGGGACAAGGAAGAAGUAAUUUUUAUUGUUGGAGAAACGCACCAUUAAAAUUAAUCAACCAACUACACACGUUCCUUAAAACAAAUGUUUUCCAAACCGCAAACCAACUAAACGAAAUAUGCUUUUGAAUUAGUUUAAGCAGACAGCAGCAGCAGCAGCACAAGCAAAACCAUAAAAAGCGCGAAAAAAAAUAAUUUUAAUUUGAAUACCAACAAAAGCCUGUGGCGACGAUAUAUAUAUAUAUAUCUCAAGAUAUAUAAAUCACACCAUAUAUACACAUUUAAAUAGGAAAUACCCCGGAUAUCCAUAACAUAGCGACACCGAUUAAGCCAAACUGCAGGGAAAACAAGAACAAAACACUCAGCGAGAGCCAGCAAAAAAAAGGCAAAAAACAAAAAUAAAACAAAUAAAACAAGAGGAACGCAAAGAAAGAACAUCGUAUUGGAGAAUCUCGUCAGAUUAAGUGGAUUUCGAACUCCGAUAAAGCAUUGAAUGUUCUUGGAUCGCUGGACUACAAGGGGAACCAAUCGUCGUAUCAUUCGUCAUUCGUGCAUCGGACUCUGACAGAGUCUGGAGUCUGAUCAAGGAUUUAGUGUAAAGCCAUCGAGGAAGAGGAGUAGGAAAGGGAACGAACGGGGAAGUAAGCAAUAGCCAAAGAGAGCCUGUCGAGCGGAUUGUGGCAACGGGAGGAUCGGAGAGUGAGCAACGCCAAAG
This is a messenger RNA of Drosophila guanche, 1212 nucleotides long. RefSeq lists its product as uncharacterized. NCBI's taxonomy places the organism in Eukaryota, Metazoa, Arthropoda, Insecta, Diptera, Drosophilidae. The record is from RefSeq and is a predicted model, not a curated record. Bases 142 to 237 code for a protein of 31 amino acids. The transcript is spliced from 3 exons.